GGUGAGGAGGAGGUGGUCAGGCAGGCAAGAUGACGGCGCCUGGUGGUGGGGCCGGCAGCGGCAGCGGAGCGCGGCGAGCCUAGGGGCCAGCGGUCGCCGUCUGGGGGCCGUAAGGUUCUAAAUGGCUUCUAAGAAGUUGGGGUCUGACUCUCAUGGGCCUUUCAGUUAUCUCGAUGACGUCCCAUUUAAGAUAGGAGACAGAUUUAAAACCCCUUCGAAGGUUGGAUUACCCAUUGGUUUCUGCCUGCCUGAUUCUUCUCAGCUUGUCAGAGAAGCCCAGUAUGACUUCUCCCUGGAAAAGAAAACAAUCGAGUGGGCUGAAGAUAUCAAAAAAAUUCAAGCUGCCCAGAAAGAAGCUGAACGCAAGGCAGAAGAAGCAAUAGCAAACUCAAAAGCAGCCCCAGAGGACAGCAACAGAAUGGGGUUCUCAGAGGGACCUUGCCCUGAGGCCAUACCUCCUCCUAUUAACCCCAUCCUUGCUGGUCUGCAGCACAAUAACAUUCUUACUCCCACGCCAGCUGACAGCAGUGCUGUGAAGCAAAAAGUUCUUAGUCCACCUCGCCCCAAAGCAGACUUCAACCCAGCUGAUUUUGAAAGUGAAGAAGACCCAUUUGACAAACUGGAAUUAAAAACUAUCGAUGAUAAGGAGGAGUUAAAAAACAUUCUGGAAAUCCAUGUCGGUACUACUGGGCCGGUUGUUGCCCAGCUGUUAGAUAGCAGUUUGCCCAAAGGAGGGUCUGAGUCUGUGUUGCAAGAUCAGGAGGUUCUGGCAUCCAUAGAAAGGGCCACGUUGGACUUCAAGCCCCUUCACAAACCCAAUGGCUUUAUCACUUUGCCGCAGUUGGGAAACUGUGAAAAGAUGUCCUUAUCUUCCAAAGUGUCCCUGUCCCCCAUCACUUCAGUGAGCAAUAUCAAAUCCCUAUCCUUUCCUAAACUCGACUCUGAUGAGAGUGAUCAAAAAUCACCAAAGCUCAUGAGCACUUUUCACAGCACUACCUGUCUCCACAACGGCACUUUUCUCAGCUCUUUGCAGGCCUGUGCUCAGACUAAAGCUAGCGAACUGAACGGACACCAUGUGGUUGGUCUUUCUGCUUUAAACGAGGACAGUGGCAUGGAGACAUCAACGUUAUCCUCUUCAACCAGGCUGCCUUCCCUGGCUGUGUCAACAGUUUGUACGGAAGAAGAGUCGUCUCAAAGCACAGUGACCACGGUACAGCCAGACAACAAGGAAACAGAAAUGCCUAUGGUAAUGCACCAAAACUUCCCAGCGUCUCAAGUGCCCAAUAACACCAGCUGCGCAAAGCGGUCAGGUGGCCCUGCUCCUGACAUACAACAGGCCCUCUCCGCUAGCGAGAGGCAGUGCGUAGACACCGUCGUCAACAUGGGGUACUCGCCUGAGAACGUCCUGAAAGCCAUGAAGAAGAAGGGACAGAACAUAGACCAGGUUUUGGAUUACCUGUUUGCACAUGGACAGCUUUGUGAGAAGGGCUUUGAUCCACUUCUUGUUGAAGCAGCUUUGGAAAUGCAUCAGUGUUCAGAGGAGAAGAUCACAGAACUUCUCCAACUAAUGAGUCAGUUUAAAGAAAUGGGCUUUGAACCAAAAGACAUUGAGGAGGUCUUAUUAUUACAUAACAAUGACCAAGACAAUGCUUUGGAAGAUCUAAUGGCCCGUGCAGGAGCCAGCUGAAAACACAUUCCUGGGAUCUCCCAUGCCAACUUCACAUCCAAUGUGACUUGCUCUCGGCAGGAAGGAGUCCAGCUUUUCACACACAUGGGAGAGUGACUGAGCAAGCCUACCUGCGUGCAUCACUCCAGCAUUUCUCUUUCCACUGGGAGACAACUUUCUUUCUUAAAUUUAAUUUUUAAAGUGUCCUUUCCUAAGUUUCCUUUUUUUCCAGCUUGGCCACGGAGAGUUUAAACUGCCCAGCCGCUACUGGAAUUGUACAUAGGCAGAGACCGGAGUGGUUCCUCCCACUGUUGCAGUGGAGUUGGAAUACGAAGUUGGUUCUGAAACCUAGGAUACUUUGGUUCUUUGAAGCUGCUUUCAUGGUGUCUGCUUGUACUGAAUUACUUGACUGUGUCACAGUCCAAAUUAACUGGUUAAAUUUGACCUUUAGUGCAAUGGAAUUUAAUUUUUUGGUUGAAAGUUAGCCUAUAACUUAGUAAAAACACUGGAUCAGAAACUGUCGCUAUGCAUAAAGAGAAGCUGUUCCUCUUGUGAUUUUUUUUAACCCAUGCAUCCAACACUUCUGCCAGACACGAGUGUCCAAUGCUGAGCGGUGGAGCUUGGAACA
Cygnus olor (mute swan) is the source of this 2294-nucleotide messenger RNA. Its product is annotated as ubiquitin-associated protein 1-like. The transcript is spliced from 9 exons. The coding region runs from base 122 to 1687 and encodes 521 amino acids. NCBI's taxonomy places the organism in Eukaryota, Metazoa, Chordata, Aves, Anseriformes, Anatidae. Gene Ontology annotation, molecular function: ubiquitin binding. Gene Ontology annotation, cellular component: ESCRT I complex. The record is from RefSeq and is a predicted model, not a curated record. Gene Ontology annotation, biological process: ubiquitin-dependent protein catabolic process via the multivesicular body sorting pathway.